CGGCUAUGGCGCGAGGAGACGCCCCGCAGGACAGCUACCACCUGGUCGGGAUCAGCUUCUUUAUCCUGGGGCUGGGCACCCUCCUUCCCUGGAACUUCUUCAUCACUGCCAUCCCGUACUUCCAGGGGCGGCUGGCAGGGCCCUUCAACAGCACAGCCAAGAUUCUGCACACCAACUACACAGAUCCUGAGGACACCUUCAACUUCAACAACUGGGUGACGCUGCUGUCCCAGCUGCCCCUGCUGCUUUUCACCCUCCUCAACUCCUUUCUGUACCAGUGCAUACCUGAGACAGUGCGGAUUCUGGGCAGCCUGCUGGCCAUCCUGCUGCUCUUUGCCCUGACGGCUGCCCUGGUCAAGGUGGACAUGAGCCCCAGGCCCUUUUUCUGCAUCACCAUGGCCUCCGUCUGCCUCAUCAACUCCUUCGGUGCAGUCCUGCAGGGCAGCCUCUUCGGGCAGCUGGGCACCAUGCCCUCUACCUACAGCACGCUCUUCCUCAGUGGCCAGGGCCUGGCUGGAAUCUUCGCCGCUCUUGCCAUGCUCAUGUCCAUGGCCAGCGGCGUGGACGCCCAGACCUCUGCACUGGGAUACUUCAUCACACCCUGUGUGGGCAUCCUCAUGUCCAUCAUGUGCUACCUGAGCCUGUCCCACCUGAAGUUUGCUCGCUACUACCUGGCCAAGAAACCAUUGCAGGCCCAAGCUCGAGAGCUGGAGACCAAAGCUGAGCUCCUCCACUCUGAUGACAAGAAUGGGAUUCCCCACAGCCCUCAGAAGGUAGCCCUGACUCUGGAUCUUGACUCUGAGAAGGAGCCGGAGCCAGAACCAGAGCCAGAGGAGCCCCAGGUGCUGGGAAAACCUUCAGUCUUCAUUAUCUUCCAGAAGAUCUGGCUGACAGCGCUGUGCCUUGUGUUGGUCUUCACAGUCACCCUGUCUGUCUUCCCUGCCAUCACAGCCAUGGUGACCAGCUCCACCGGUCCCGGGAAGUGGAGCCAGUUCUUCAACCCCAUCUGCUGCUUCCUUCUCUUCAACAUCAUGGACUGGCUGGGGCGGAGUCUGACCUCUUACUUCCUGUGGCCAGACGAGGACAGCCGGCUGCUGCCCCUGCUGGUCUGCCUGCGCUUCCUUUUCGUGCCACUCUUCAUGCUGUGCCACGUGCCCCAGAGGUCCCGGCUGCCCAUCCUCUUCCCGCAGGACGCCUACUUCAUCACCUUCAUGCUGCUUUUUGCCAUCUCCAAUGGCUACCUGGUAUCUCUGACCAUGUGCCUGGCACCCAGGCAGGUGCUGCAACAUGAGAGGGAGGUAGCCGGCGCCCUCAUGACCUUCUUCCUGGCCCUGGGACUCUCCUGCGGAGCAGCCCUUUCCUUUCUCUUCAAGGCAUUGCUCUGAAGUGGCCCCCUCCAUGGCAUCCCUUCCUGGAGCCGGGAUCCAGUCCAGGGGGAAC
Messenger RNA from Otolemur garnettii (small-eared galago), 1440 nucleotides. RefSeq names its product solute carrier family 29 member 2 (gene SLC29A2). Lineage: Eukaryota; Metazoa; Chordata; Mammalia; Primates; Galagidae. Gene Ontology annotation, biological process: guanine transport; thymine transport; hypoxanthine transport. Gene Ontology annotation, cellular component: plasma membrane; basolateral plasma membrane. Bases 6 to 1385 code for a protein of 459 amino acids. The record is from RefSeq and is a predicted model, not a curated record. The transcript has 12 exons. Gene Ontology annotation, molecular function: nucleoside transmembrane transporter activity.